AUGAGAAUGGCGUUACUGCGAGCUAUUGCCGUGUCGCUUUCAGUCGCCGGAACAAGUGCUCUGCCGUACCAUGCUUCUCUCAAACGCCAAGUCUCUGAGCUCCGCCCCGACUACGACUUCAUCAUUGUUGGCGGAGGCACGAGCGGCCUUACCGUUGCCGACCGCCUCUCAAAAGCCUUUCCCAAAAAAAGUGUUUUGGUCGUCGAAUAUGGCGCUAUCGAGUAUGCGCCCGGAGUCUUUGACCCGCCCACACUCUGGACUCAGUCAGACCCCAACGCUGUGAGCAGAUGGAGCUUCAACUCACUACCUAACCCGGAGGUGGACAACCACACGGCCUUUAUUGCCAUCGGAAAGACCGUGGGCGGCAGCAGCGCCGCCAAUGGCAUGUUUUUCGACCGCGGAUCACGGUUUGACUAUGAUGCCUGGACCGAGGUUGGCGGACCCGAGCUUCGGCCGAGUAAGAUCAAGUGGAACUGGAACGGGAUGAUAGCCUAUUUCAAAAAGAGUGUCACAUUCACUGAGCCUCCUCCUGCAAUUGCCCAGAAGUACGGAUACACAUGGGAUGUCUCGGGUGCGUAUGGCGGUACAACACCCAUCUUCUCGAGUUACCCACCUUUCCAGUGGGGAGACCAGCCGGUUCUUCGUGAGACUUGGGAAGAAAUGGGAUUGGAGCCCCGUAGAGAGUGUGCCGGGGGCGACAAAGAAGGGAUCUGCUGGGUGCCUACUUCGGAAGAUCCCAUAACGGCCCGACGCUCGCAUUCGGGGCUCGGCCACUAUGCUGCUGUACAGCCGAGGUCAAACUACGACCUCCUCGUGAAGCACCAGGUGGUCAGAGUGGUGUAUCCCAAGGGCCUCAAGGCCAAGUCUGGCCCACCUUUGGUCGUAGUCCGAUCAGUGAGUGACGCAGGCCAGCAGUUCAACGUAACGGCAAAGGCCGAGGUCAUCAUCUCGGCCGGCGCUUUCCACACACCAACGGUCCUGCUGCGUAGCGGAAUUGGGCCGGCAUCAUAUCUUCGCGCGGCAGGGGUUCCCACGCUUAUCGAUCUGCCCGGUGUUGGCUCCAACCUCCAGGACCAUUCAGGGCCGGGCGUCUUUUGGAACUAUACCAAGCCCGGCAACUUCUCACCGCUUCCUCACGACAUGCUCGAUCCUACCUUCAAAGCUGAUGCCACGACGGGUUUCAACCAAGUCCCAGCCCGGGGCCCGUACACACUCAGCAUGGGCAACUCGGCCAUCUACGUCUCGCUUCCGCAUGUUGCCCCAGCGACCUAUCGGGAUCUCGUCGCCAAGAUCCGCCGACUCGCCACGGUAGGAAACACAGCAGCGAGCUAUCUCCCGCCGGACACGGAUCCGUCUGUCGUGGCCGGUUAUAAGGAUCAACUCCAGACGCUGGCGAAUCUGUUCGCAAACGCGGAGGCUCCGAGCCUCGAGACGCCGUGGGCCGAGUCGGGCGGCUCGGCGUUGGCUUUCCAUUUGCAUCCGCUCAGCCGCGGCACAGUGCGGCUAGAUCCGGGCGACCACCUGGCGCAGCCGAUCCUCGACUACCGCAUGCUGUCAAACCCGCUCGAUUUGGACUUACACCUGGCGCACCUGCGGUUUCUUCGAAAACUGCUCGACACACCGACCAUGCGUCGCUAUGGUGCCGUCGAGCUGGCGCCCGGCCCCGCGGUGGCAGCAACCGACGAUGCCCUGCGCGCCUACAUACGGCAGACUAUGAUCCUGUCUUUCCAGCACCCAUGCUGCACGGCACCCAUGCUAACCAGGGCUAAGGGGGGCGUGGUGGGACCGGAUCUCAAAGUGCACGGGACACCUGGAGGGCUCCGGGUCGCGGACAUGAGCAUCGCGCCGUUGCUGAUUGGUAGCCAUUUGAGCGCGACGGCAUAUGCGGUUGGUGAAAAGGCUGCAGAUAUCAUUAUCGAGGAGUGGUCGAAACCGGGACAUUAGCUGGGCACAUCAUGUGGAACCGAACCGUGGCUACUGUUAACUCCCCUCCUCAAGCUGCAGCUGCAUGUCACCAUAGUUGAAGCCCAGCCUAAGGUCUAUCAAAUUGAGCCUGUGGAAGGCAAGCCGUUGCAGAGUUCAGGUGAAGAAUUCACCAUAGGUACUUACCCAGUACGUAGAGAUGUUCCGCCACGGCUACUUUCCAUCAACCGUCAGCAGAAUGAUGGAAACCUUCGGAGCAUAAAUCAGAUAUAAAGGAACGACUGGGUCGAACCUCCGACAAUGACUGUACAAGCUAGACUCUAAAUUUGAGGCCGCCAUUCCCACCUGUCGUCACGACGGGCAUCCUCAAAUUACAGAUUUGAAGUUAGGAUAAUUUUGCCUUCGGAAGCAGAA
This is a messenger RNA of Lasiosphaeria miniovina, 2337 nucleotides long. RefSeq lists its product as uncharacterized. NCBI's taxonomy places the organism in Eukaryota, Fungi, Ascomycota, Sordariomycetes, Sordariales, Lasiosphaeriaceae. The record is from RefSeq and is a predicted model, not a curated record. Gene Ontology annotation, biological process: secondary metabolite biosynthetic process. The transcript has 5 exons. Bases 1 to 1944 code for a protein of 647 amino acids. Gene Ontology annotation, molecular function: flavin adenine dinucleotide binding; oxidoreductase activity, acting on CH-OH group of donors.